UGGAUCCGAUCCCAAUAUGUCUGAGGUGCUUUGCUCUUCGGCUGCGAAACAUUUACUCGGAAACAACAGAUUGCUCUAAAUUAAUCGGCAGUUAGGGUUUUACGGAUCUCCAAAUUCUGCGUCAAGCUCAAUUUAUUUGUCUCCGGUUUCCAAGAUCGAGAUUUUCCACUGUCUUCUGAAGCACUAAUUUUGGAAAACUGCAGCAUAUAUGGCGGAUGAUUAUUGGAAUCGGCAGCAGCCUCUGCUUCCCUCGCCAGGCAUCCUUAAACGACCUCGUACUGAAUAUGAACUUCCAUCCUCCGGAUUGCCUAGCGGCCAUGAGAUGCACAAUUAUUUAGCAAGUGAUGACCGUGGUGGUCUGCGGUCUGUAAAAGAUACACAAACAAUUGGAUCAGCAUAUGAUCGUUAUCUCCAAAGUGUGCAACUUUCUUCUUUUACUUCCGGAGAAGUACCUACCCAUGGAGAAAUGGGCAUGGGAAGGCCUGUUGCAAACAGGAUGCCAGUUGGGAGUAGAAUGCCUGGGCCUUUAUUACCUGAUCCUAUUGUAAUGAGUCGUCCUCCUGCAGUUUCUCCUGAUAUUGCACCAAACGGUCGAAAUAUUGAGUAUGGUAAUCAUCUUCCUGUAGAUUCGAUGAGCAGACCUGGACGUGAAACUGUGCCUCUUCCUCCUGAUGCCUCCAACACUUUAUAUGUUGAAGGACUUCCUCCAGAUAGUUCGCGCAGGGAAGUAGCUCGUAUCCUUUUUAUAGAUAUUUUCCGCCCCUUUGUGGGAUAUAAAGAAUUGAGACUUGUGAGCAAAGAAUCUAAACAUCGUGGUGGGGACCCCCUAAUAUUAUGUUUUGUGGAUUUUGCAAACCCAGCCUGUGCAGCAACUGCCAUGAGUGCAUUGCAAGGUUAUAAAAUGGAUGAACAAGAUCCUGAAUCUAAUUAUUUGCGACUACAGUUCUCACGACAUCCAGGUCCGAGGUCUGGUUCUGGAUCUGGCGGCAAAAGGUACUAUAGUAGGAAUUUGGAGAGUUCCUGCACCCUCCAACACACCAAAAUCAGCCUAUUCCGCUUGUCAUUCCACUCGUACGGAUAUGCAACACCCCAGCUAUUUAUCAAUCAUUCUUCCCCUCUUCAUGUGAGUGUGAUGGUGCUAAAGGGGUGGCCCCAGUGUUGAUUUUGCAUCCCAAACAGUUCUGAUUUGAAUUUUCUAUAGAUUUUUAGACCCACCACAGAAAAACUUUAUGAAAACUUCAUAAAUGCAAGCUGCCAAGUUUUGAAGCAGAACGAAAAACCCAUUUGCUUGGGAUUGGAGAAAAAAUGGGUUCUUCAACUGCUACUGUAAUGCCGCCCUUUGUUAUCUCUUUUCUCCUUGCAUCGGUGUCUUUGAAUCUGCCAUCAACAUUUAGUGCAGAAUAUGUUCAUUAUCCACCUCUACCAAAAAAGCAUACAAGAUUCGUACACAAACAACCUUUAGUCUAGAAU
Molecule: messenger RNA, 1470 nt
Organism: Benincasa hispida (wax gourd)
Lineage: Eukaryota; Viridiplantae; Streptophyta; Magnoliopsida; Cucurbitales; Cucurbitaceae
Source: RefSeq, a predicted model, not a curated record